AUGGGGGAGAUCCACUCUUGGGGACCGCGUCGCCCUGGACCGAAGAAGAUCGACAAGGAAAGACGCCGGCGGUUGAAGGAUGAAAAUGCGAGACGAGGACAGCUUGAGGAGACGUGGGCCCGACGAGGCAGAGGAGAAAGGAUCGCGGUUGGAGUUACAAUGCCAAAGCCGCGAGAACCCGGGAUAUGCAGCGAUUACGCCCGUGAUAAAAUCCCAAUGUACGAGCUUCGAAAAUGGUACAACGAAUACGAAACGACUCGUCCAGUCCUAACCCGGAACGAUUCGCUCUUUAUGGCCCAGUUCCCGGCCGAGUUUCGUCUAUGGCCUACCAUGUUUUUCGAACGCUACCCCGGGUUAAGGCCCACUCCGAACCCACAUCAUUACUUUUACGGGGAUCUGGAUUCAUUUGGAUAUGGUUGGCACCUAAGACCCGAACGCUACAAGUUGUCUUUUGACCGGGAACACUAUGAUGACUACUCCAAGUUCAUUCGGUUAUGGCCACCCCCUGAAGUUCAUGGACGAAGGAUUCGAUGGGAAGAAGCAUCUGAGGCGUAUCGGACAAAUAGUGGAGUGGUAGCUGGAACUCUGCUAACACCCACUGAGGUGAACCCGAUCCCAGCUCAAGUGAUUAUGAAAAAGAGGAGUGAUAUUUUAGAAUAUGAUGGUUCGCAGAGGCGAGACCCUUUGGUUGCAAAAGGGGUGCCUCCGGGUUCACCAACACCAUCUUCACCUCUUGAAGCUAUAAUCGUCUCGGCCGAUCAGGAACUGUUAGACCAGCUUAAGCGGGCCCGGACCUUUAAGUUGUCUCCCUCUCCAGUCGAAGAUCCCAGUAACACUCCUUCCUCAGCUAUCACACAAAACUCCAACUCUUUCAGUGAGGGAACCUCUCAUCUGUCAGUUCCUUUGCGACACCGAUCACAUUCCCCACUCAACCAUGAUCGCAGACCACCUAUGCUGGCUCCAAAAGAUAGCCUUCCAAUAACCUCUUCCCCUGUCUUUGCUCGUGCACAUGAUUCGAUCGUUCGACGUGACCCAGACUGGAGUCGGGCCCUACGAAAAGAAGCUCCGUUCUCGUCCAUCGACGCAAGCUUGGCCGCAUUGAAACGAAUGAAUCAAUCACAAGAGCAACAAAUAAACGACCAGGGCAAGGCAAGUGAACAGCAAGUGAACGAGCCUUCGGACCAAGGUUCCCCUUCACUUGCUCAUUACAACGACACCCCCUCGUCUGGUGACACCUCAUCUUUGUUUCGAUCCCCAGUCGGAUCUCCUCUUCAUCGAGCCAACGAACCUCACUCAGAGCAUUGUCCCACCCCAGGUGGUGUCCCUGAGAUGGAUGAAAAUUACAAUUAUCCAGCUGAAUCAUCUGGUGACCACCAGGAGGGAUGGGACCCGAUCAACAGGCUCAUUCUCAAUCCAGAAAUUUUAACGAGACACCCGGAUGAUCCCCCGCAACGCCCUAGAACUGGUGGAAGAGCCACAUCGAGCACUGAGGUUGACCCUUUGACCGCAUACCCUCAACCUACCUUAUCGCAAGAGCAGUUCGCCGAAUUCCUCAGAACCUAUCAGCAGAACCAUCUGGCCCUGCUUCAAAUGCAAACGAGCCUAGGCAACCCUGGGCCAUCGCAAUACCCGAUGACUCAACAACCUUCUUUACCCCAGCCACCAGUGGCGCAGCGCACCGAGAAUGUUUCAAAGAUGCAGCAGAUGGAAUGGAUGACCGCGCGAAUCGAAGAACUAGAACAAAAAGAGAAGGACCGGUCACCCCAGCGAGGGGAUAUCCGGAGUCUAGAAGACACCCCCGAUCCGUCCUCGCCGCAGCAUCAAGACAAGUCGCCCCAUCAGAGCUUGAAAGACCCGAUACAUGUCCUCUCAAGCCCGGCCCAGGAGCCCUCUAGUUCUCCUGGACGUCUUGGCCAACUUGACCGCGUGAAAACUCCAGCGGCAAUCAACCCGAUCUCUCCGAAGGGAAUCAUCAAAGAGGGAUCUAGUUCUAAGCGGAUCCCGGCAUCGAAGACCCCAGUUCAAUCCAGUCAACCUGCUGGCUCUGGGAAGCGGUCCUCAAGUCUUCUCAGCCCCGAACUGCUACCUCAUCUUAAGCGAAUGAAGUUUCAACCGAAGGAGAUCGCUAAAGACAACAGUGUGAUGGCUCAGUUGGAUCAGAGGACCCUGGGAAAACCUUUAGCAGGUUACAUCAGAGAAAUGGCUGACCCCGGUCGAACGUCUCGACGACAUCCUAACUGGAAAAGAGAGGCCGAUUUGCCAGUUGCACUUAAGUGGGAUCGGAAGCGGGGAUUGACUGCUGGAGAAAUCCAGACUCUACUAGAGUAUGGUCCCGGCGUCCGUAAAACCUUUACUCAGGUCUUUGGGGGAGAAGGAAAUCUAAGGAGAAAAUAUCACCAUCACCUAGACCUCAUGGAGGGUGAACGGUUUUCCCGACCAGCCUUGGCCUUGAAUUCGCUCACCCCUGACUUUGUUGAGAGUUACAUAACCCGCCAUGCCCCCCAAAUCCAGCCCACUGACGAAGAUGAAUCGACCAAAGAUCCGACAGAGUCUGCUCCUGAAGGGACCCCGGAUCCUGAACCAUUGAAAACCCCUGAAUCUAAGCCAAUGCCGAACAAAACAACUGGUGAACGGGCCAAUGUUGAAUCAAAGGAGAAACCCCUUGGCCGAAUGCAGAAGAAGGUCACCAUGUACCGAAACCAAGUGGACACCCUGCGCAAAGUUACCGAAAACCAGGAACUCAUCAUCCAAGCCCAGUGGAGGGAAAACCAAACUCUUCGGUCUAUCUUGGAGAAAGUGGAAACUCGGCUCAAGAAACAUAAAGCUAUAGUUGACAUCGGACCACUGCCUUCCCCCACUCGAAUUCCAAAUUACAUCGGACUGGAAUGUGACAUGGAGGAACCAUCUGAGGAUGAAUAG
Molecule: messenger RNA, 2919 nt
Organism: Penicillium samsonianum
Lineage: Eukaryota; Fungi; Ascomycota; Eurotiomycetes; Eurotiales; Aspergillaceae
Exons: 2
Coding region: 1-2919 (972 amino acids)
Source: RefSeq, a predicted model, not a curated record